GGGGCGGGGCCACCCCGGCCGCAGCCCGGGCUUCAGCUCCCGCCCCACAGCCGCCGUCCCCGCCUGCCGCUCCGGCUCUGCCCGGCGCAGGCCCCGCCGCCAUGUCGGACCCGUUCGAGCUCUCGGUGCAGGACCUCAAUGACCUGCUGUCGGACGGGAGCGGCUGCUACAGCCUCCCGAGCCAGGCGUGCAACGAGGUCGCGCCCCGCAUCUAUGUGGGCAAUGCGUCAGUGGCGCAGGACAUUGCAGCCCUGAAGAAGCUGGGCAUCACCCACGUCCUGAAUGCGGCGGAGGGCCGGUCUUUCAUGCAUGUCAACACCAAUGCCAACUUCUACCAGGACUCGGGCAUCACCUACCUGGGUAUCAAGGCCAAUGAUACGCAGGAGUUCAACCUCAGCGCCUACUUUGAGAGGGCCGCAGACUUCAUCGACCAGGCCUUGGCACAAAAGAAUGGCCGGGUGCUGGUGCACUGUCGAGAAGGGUACAGCCGGUCCCCCACCCUGGUCAUCGCCUACCUCAUGCUGCGCCGGAACAUGGACGUGAAGUCUGCCCUGAGCGCCGUGCGGCAGCACCGCGAGAUCGGCCCCAACGACGGCUUCCUGGCGCAGCUGUGCCAGCUGGACCACAGGCUGCGGCAGGAGGGGAGGCUGAAGCUCUAGGCCACGCCACCCUAUGCCCAGGGGGAAGGAUGGUGUCCCCAGCCCGUGUCACCAGGCACCUGCCCGAGUGUGUGUCCCAGUACCGCCCAGGGCCACGUCCCCUGAGCACACAGAGAAGCUCUGCCGGGGUCCCGUGUCCACUUCCUGUCCUGCCGGUCAUCUCUGUCCCUGAGGAGGGACUGCCCGAUGAUAGGAGGCGGGAUACCCCUCCCCUGCUCCCCAGGACUCCAGCACCGAGCCCAGUAAAGGACAGUGAUGUGUGUGGGGGUCCGUUCAUGCCCUGCCCGCAGGUACCCACUUUGUCCUGGGGGUUCCCUGUCUCCUGAUUAUUUCCGAGGCACAGACACUGCCCGGGAGGCCUGGGCUCUGCCCACCCCAGAUCCUCAGUGCAGUGGGGAGCUAUUGCCCCACCCUCCUCUGCUCUGACGUGCCAAUGCCAUGGUCAUCUGCUCCCUUUCUGGAAGGCAGGGUACUGAGCUGCGGCCCUACCCGGCUGCUUCUGCUCCUGUCCUUGUUCCGAGCUGGGUGAGCGGCUGGCCCAGCUCAGCCAGCGAGCAGGCAGGCGUGGGUGGGGGCUCUGCUCUCAGGAGUCAUGUGUGUCUGUGUCAGGUCCUCGCUGUGUCCCCCAACACACAGGAGUGUGUCCUGUGAGUGACAGGGUGAGCUGGGGUGCAGGGUGACAGCCCUCAUGUGCCCAGCUCCUGGAGGUCGGGGUUCCUGUGGGAUUCCCCAGCACUGUGUUAGCUCAGUUUGCAUUUGGGCUCCAGUGAGGUGGGGACCCGUAGCUGGGGUGGAGUGAGUCCCAGGUCGCCACUGAGGGCAGCGGCCAUCCACACAGCUGUGCACCCCGCUCCACUGUUUGCACGAGGCUCCUCGACCAUCGUGGGGUUUAGGGCGAGAAGGUUGUGACCCCCAGGCUACCUGCUUGUUGCUGUCAGAAGCGGGGUUCUUAGGGGCUGGGGAUUUAGCUCAGCGGCAUAAGCGCCUUCCUUUCAAGUGUGUGGUCGUGAGUUUGAUCCCUGGUACCGAUAAAAAAACGAAAAAGACAAAAAAGAAAAGAAGCGGGGUUCUUUCAUUCCUAGGCUGCUCCUCCCUGGGAUGAGAGUAGAGUCCACCACUCAGCUCUCUGCCCAGUUGGAGAAAGAGAUGCAAAGUGGGGUUCCCAUGGAGCACCCUGAGUCAGGGCAUCCUGCUGUGCUUCCGGAAGAGGCCUCGGAGCCUCUCUGGGAAAAUAGAUCCUCUCUGGGAACAUGCGGGAGGGAGGCCAGGGGGAGUUCCCGCCUUCUCUGGAGCUCCUUUGCUGAGGACUUGGGGUGACUCUGUGGCCCCUAGAAGCAACCCGUUCACCCCGGGUUUAACUCCAGCUGGCUGAGAGGCUGGCGUGAGGUGUACUGCCCCACGGCUCUGUCCCUGGGCAGGGCAGUGUGGGACCACGGGGCACCUGUCCCCUCCCUGCACUCCUGUCCCUCCAUGCAGCUGGGAUUUCCCUGGGCCACUCCCUGCCUCCACCUGACAGACAUGCACGGCUGAGGGCCAGCAGGUGGCGCUGCGUCCCUGUGGUGGCCAUGGCCGGGAGGUUGGUGACAGUUUCUGAGGUUUAAAGGGCUCAGAUGCCAGUGGUAUCAGCAGGAGCAGCCUGGACCUGAACCUCAGGUCAGAGCUCUGCCCACGGAGCCCUCAGGGUGAACCGUGGCAGGGACCCCGCAGUGUCCAGCUGGCUUGCAGCUUGGCUUGCAUCUGGCUUCCCCCUGCUGGCUUGAGCAGUGGUUUGCAGUGAGUGAUUUGGGGGACACAGGGUGGGGAGCUGGGCGGCCGCUCCGUGGAGGGUACUUUCCUGGCCAUGUGAGGCCCUGGGCACCAGGUCACUGCCACCAAACAAAGGGAAAAAAAAAAAGCAAGUCGAGUGUCUGCUGUGUCACCAGUCUGUGCUGAAACACUGCGAUUAAACCGAAUAAAUGUCUCAUGAAGAUGA
Molecule: messenger RNA, 2631 nt
Organism: Cavia porcellus (domestic guinea pig)
Lineage: Eukaryota; Metazoa; Chordata; Mammalia; Rodentia; Caviidae
Gene: Dusp3
Product: dual specificity phosphatase 3
Exons: 3
Coding region: 102-659 (185 amino acids)
Biological process (GO): negative regulation of T cell receptor signaling pathway; negative regulation of JNK cascade; negative regulation of T cell activation
Cellular component (GO): cytoplasm; cytosol
Molecular function (GO): protein tyrosine/serine/threonine phosphatase activity; MAP kinase phosphatase activity
Source: RefSeq, a predicted model, not a curated record